AAAGACUGAAAUAACAGUAGCGAGGCUAUAUACAGUAGCGAGGCUAUAACUCAGACAUGUAAUGUUAACUGACUGAUGAUAUUCUAUGCAUAAGAUCUCCUAAGCCUGUGUUAACCUCAGACAUUAUUUUCUAUGUUUAUCCCAAAACGCUAUUCUUUCCCCAUUUAAUUUCCCCAAUAGGAAUGGCUGAUCGAACCAGAGGUUAGAGUGUGUUUAUUAUGUAGUGUUGUUGUGUGUAACACAUUGGUGUAACAGGGAGUUUUGUGUUGGUGUGUGUGAUUGCUAACAUCGAGCAAGUCCUUUCCCUACCACAGGAUAGACAUGUUUGUGUUUCAGUGGUGGGAACAAUUCUGUAAUUUUGUGAAAAUGGUACUCCAUCUCCCAGAUUAACUCAAUUGACAUGGAAUUGAGCCCAAAUCACCUAGAUAUGUUGUUUUACAUCUCCUAGAUGUGUGGUUCAGGACCAUCUCCAGUUAGAAUCCAUCAGCCUACGUCACCCUGUGCUGUAACCUGGGUGAUAUAGACCAUCCACACUCUCUCUCACACACACAGGCACGCUUGUACCAUCUCAGCUCACCUCUCUCUCUCACACGCACACCCCAGUCUCUGAGACCCGGGCAUCUCUCUCUGACCAUGGACGUGUCAGCGCUGGGCAGUGGGAGCAGCUGUUCAGAGGAUUGUGUGCUAGGGUCUGGCUGUCUGGAGGACUGUGGGAACCAGAGUGACCAGACUGACUGGGAAUGGGAGGACUUCAGUGGGGCUGAGCUGGUGUGUGUGACAGCCGUGUGUGUGCUGCUGCUGGCCCUGGGCAUCGCAGGAAAUAUGUUAACCAUCCUGGUAGUUUGGCUCCGGCCACACCUGAGAAGCACCACCUACCUCUACCUGAGUAGUAUGGCUGUCUCCGACCUCCUCAUACUGCUUCUGAUGCCUUUAGAUCUGUACUACAAGCUGUGGAGGUUCCGGCCCUGGGAUCUGGGUGAUGCAUUGUGUAAGCUGAGUGUGUUCAUCAGUGAGAGUUGUACCUACUCCUCCAUCCUCCACAUCACCGCCCUUUCUCUGGAGCGCUACCUCGCUGUCUGUCGACCACUCACAGCCAAGACCCUGGUCACACGGACCCGCGUCCGCACUCUCAUUGGCUGCCUGUGGGUUGUGGCCGUGAUCAGCGCUGGGCCGGUGUUUGCUAUGGUAGGGGUAGAGGAGCUGGGGGGAGGUGAGGGGGAGAGCGAGUGUCGCUGUACGGACUACGCCGUCUCCUCAGGCCUGCUGGGGGCCAUGAUGUGGCUCUCCAACCUCUACUUCCUGGUGCCGCUGGGCAUUCUGGGAGUUGUGUAUGGUCUAAUCGGCAGGAAGCUUUGGCUCCGCCCACAACGCAGCAGCCGAGACCGCGCCCAGCGACACACCAUCAAGAUGCUCGGGAUGAUCGUGCUGGCGUUUGUUCUGUGUUGGCUGCCGUUCCAUGUUGGUCGGACGUUGUUCUCUCUGACUCUGGGCUCCAGCGCUGAUAUGUACUACAUCUCUCAGUACUUUAACCUGGUCUCCUUUGUGUUGUUCUACCUCAGUGCUGCUGUCAACCCUAUCCUCUACAACACCAUGUCAGCACGCUACCGCCACGCUGUCCGCAGCCUGCUGCGCUCACACACACCCCGCUCCCACCACCCCCCACUCACCCCACAACACUCUACCACCACUCUGUAACUCACACACACCCCGCUCCCACCACCCCACAACACUCUACCACCACUCUGUAACUCACACACACCCCGCUCCCGCCACCCCCCACUCACGCCACAACACUCUACCACCACCCUGUAACUCACACACACCCCGCUCCCACCACUCCCCACUCACCUCACAACACUCUACCACCACCCUGUAACUCACACACACCCCGCUCCCACUCACCCCACAACACUCUACCACCACUCUGUAACUCACACACACCCCGCUCCCACCACCCCACAACACUCUACCACCACUCUGUAACUCACACACACCCCGCUCCCACCACCCCACAACACUCUACCACCACUCUAACUCACACACACCCCGCUCCCACCACGCCACAACACUCUACCACCACUCUGUAACUCACGGACACACACACACACACACACACACACACAGAAAACCUUGGAGAUGGAUGGAGGAAUAAGACUUUGUUUAGAGGCACAUUGUCUUUAGUGAGACAUAUUGUCAGAUUUAUUGUAUAAUAUUUGGUUCAUAUAUAUUUGCCAUUUUGAUGACUGUUGGUUCUAAACCCCUGAAGGUGUGUGUGUUCUCAGAGUGAUGUGUAAUAAACUGUAAUUCCA
Molecule: messenger RNA, 2309 nt
Organism: Oncorhynchus mykiss (rainbow trout)
Lineage: Eukaryota; Metazoa; Chordata; Actinopteri; Salmoniformes; Salmonidae
Product: growth hormone secretagogue receptor type 1
Biological process (GO): hormone-mediated signaling pathway; G protein-coupled receptor signaling pathway
Cellular component (GO): plasma membrane
Molecular function (GO): growth hormone secretagogue receptor activity
Source: RefSeq, a predicted model, not a curated record